Molecule: messenger RNA, 928 nt
Organism: Arabidopsis thaliana (thale cress)
Lineage: Eukaryota; Viridiplantae; Streptophyta; Magnoliopsida; Brassicales; Brassicaceae
Product: dynein light chain LC6, flagellar outer arm-like protein
Exons: 3
Coding region: 412-696 (94 amino acids)
Biological process (GO): microtubule-based process
Cellular component (GO): dynein complex; cytoskeleton
Source: RefSeq, marked reviewed
CAAAGACAAAAAAUACUUGGACACACGUAAGAGAGAGACACAUAUAUCUGCUCAAAUGAGUCAUUACACCUUAUUUUAUUAUACUUUUUCUUAACUGUCUUGUUCCUUUUUUUAGUCUUCAAAUUAUCAACUUUGUUUCUUUGAUCAGCUUUGUCAUCUUGAAAUUAUCAACGUUUUGACUAAAUUUAAAGAACAGUUGUGUUCGUUCGUGCCAUUCUUUUGAAUGCUUAUACGUACAUUUCUUCUUGAAAAGACUUUGAAUCCAAGAACCCGUGAGGAAGUAAUCCCAGUGAAGAGAAGACGACAAAGAAAAAGGAGCCUAUAAAGAUCCAAAGCUUCCCUUGUCUUUAGUUCUCAUCAAAAAAAUUGAAAAACGUUUGGAGUUAUUGAGAGAGAGAGAGAUAGAGAAAGAUGUUGGAAGGCAAAGCAAUGGUGGAAGAUUCAGACAUGCCAGUGAAGAUGCAGAUGCAAGCUAUGGCAUUUGCUUCUCAAGCUCUUGACCUUUUUGAUGUCUUUGACUGUAAAUCCAUUGCUGGUCACAUCAAGAAGGAGUUUGAUGAGAGAUAUGGGAGUGGAUGGCAAUGUGUGGUGGGAUCAAAUUUUGGGUGUUUCUUCACACAUUCUAAAGGGACUUUUAUCUAUUUUCAAUUGGAGACACUUAAGUUCCUCAUCUUUAAAGGCGCUUCUACUCCUUAAUUACACUACCCUAAUCAUGGGGAUGUUUUUUUUUCCUUUUUCUUUUGCUUCUAUGAAAAUCUGAGAAAAAAAAAUCUUGCUAAGACUAUCAAGAUCUUUAGCUUUGUUUGAAUUCUAAGUUUGUAAAUAGGCCCAAGCUAAGAGAGGAAGUUGAUUUCAAUGAUGUAAGAUUUUUCAUUUUUACAAGUGUUUGCUUUUGUGAUCAAUAAAAGUGAAAUGCAGAAGAUUUUUU